Molecule: messenger RNA, 1053 nt
Organism: Asparagus officinalis (garden asparagus)
Lineage: Eukaryota; Viridiplantae; Streptophyta; Magnoliopsida; Asparagales; Asparagaceae
Product: late embryogenesis abundant protein D-29-like
Exons: 2
Coding region: 128-889 (253 amino acids)
Source: RefSeq, a predicted model, not a curated record
ACCCACGUUACAGCAAGAGGGAAGCCUAACCGCUUGCUCCUCUCCCUUAAAACCCCUUUCAUCCUCUUCCCUCGUAUUCACAAGCAACCCAAACUGUAACACUGUGAGAAUUCUUCAGUUUUCUACAAUGGCUAAUAACAUGAAGGUGUUUCUGCUAGCACUUAUGCUGGCUCUCUUUGUAGCGGUGGUGUUGACGAAAUCCGAUGGAGAUGUGGAGGAGACCGUACAGGGAAUGAGAAGAGAAGGAGAGGAAGGAUCUGAAACAUGGACAACAUGGGCCAAGGACAAGAUCUCCGAGGGUUUGGGCUUCAAGGAUAAAGCUGAUGAAGAAGAGGGAGCAAGAAAAGCAAGAGAGGGCGUAAAAAGUGCUACAGAAAAAGCCCAAGAUGUAGCCUCUGAUGUCGGAGGUUAUGCUGCUGACAAAGCCGGAGACCUCAAAGAAGGAGCCAAAGAAGGAGCCUAUUUGACCGGAGAAGCAGCAAUGCGAAGCAAAGACAGGGCUGCAGGCGUAGCCUCAGAUGCCGGCAGCUAUGCCUCUGACAAGUCCGAGAAAGCCAAAGAUGUAACCGGAGAAGCAGCAAGAAAAGGCGAAGGCACUGCUGCAGAUGCCGGAACAUACUUCAGCGAGAAAACAAGCGAAGUAAAAGACGCUGCGAUGGAGAAGGCUUCACAGGCAAAAGAGGCAUCGGAGAGAGCUGCGGAGGAGGCGAGUAGAAAAGCGGAAGAAGCGAAGGAGAGGGCGAAGGAGAAGGCUAAGGCAGGUUACGAUGGUGCUAAAGCUAAGGCGGGAGAGACCUUGGAUUCAGCUAAGGAGAAGAUAUCUUCUAGCUAUGAGGCUGCUAAGGAGAAGGUUGGGGGCGGAGGUCAUAGGAGGGAAGAGGAGCUUUAAGUGUUUAUGUGGGUUGUAGCGUCGUGGUUUUGUUUGACGUAAUUACCUUUUUUUCCUUCUUGUUUUCCAAGAAUGUGAUGCUUUGUAUAAAUAUAGUAGUACUUUUAUAGAUUUGGAGAUCGUUUUAAAAGUAAAGCAAGUGGUGGAAGUAGAAUUUAUUGUUA